AAAUUUUUCCAAGGUGCACAACAGGGUCUCCCCCGCUUCUUCUUCCAACUGUAUAAAUGUGAAGCAGGUGGACAGCAGUGACACAGCACAGAGAACAAGCCGACAGAGCUCAGCUGAGACUUUAAUCCACUGCUGCAACACGAAGCCGACAAACAAACUUCAGGAUGGCCGCUUCUCGUCUCGCUCUGUCUGUGGUUGUGCUCAUGCUGGCUGUCAUCGCUGUGACUGAGGGUAUGCGCGGUGCUGGCCCAAAAAAGUGCUGCUUCCGCUUCAAUGACCAGGAAGUGCCCAAAGGAAGAGUGGUCGGCUACAUCAAGACCAGCCAGCGCUGCUCCAAGCCCGCCAUCCUGCUGAACACAGUGGCAGGCCGACAGCUGUGUGUCAGACCUUCGGCCCCCUGGGUGAAGCAGCUCAUCAGCUACCUGGAUGCCAAAGCCGUCCCAGGAGAGACAUCAAACCUGUAACCAUGGAAACUACUGAGGAAGAGCCUUCAUGGACAAAACCUGACAGUUUAUAUGUUUAAAUGCUGGAAGUUUGUAUAAGCAAACAGCAGCUCUUCUCUCUACAUGCUGAAUCUGUAUCAGAUAUUCUUAAAGACAUAAUUAUGAGAUUCAUUUGCAAAUAGGAAUAAUUUCCUGCAAUCCAAACAUUUCUUUGUUUGUUUACUCUGUUGUUCUUUUAAUACUGAUAUUUAAUAUUUUUACAUUUCUGACUUUGAAUAUUUAUCUCAUUAUACUGAAUAACGAGUGUUUUUGCUUAAUACAACACUUAAUACAAGUCUGACCGUAAGCACUGUGAGACUUUGAAGUGUGAUCUGAAAUGACUUGAGAAGCUGUUCUUUGUGAAAGAGCAGUGCCUCCCACCUCCACAUGGUGUCAUCAGUAAACAGCAGAGUAUAAGCUAUGGGCUGCAGCACUGUUCCUGCACUGUGGGCAGUUUGCUUGGUUUUUAUGUAAAACUUAAGUAUUUGUGUUUUUUAUCAUUGUGCUGAGAACUUCACUUUAAAAUAAAGGAUAAAGGAUCAGUGAAA
Oreochromis niloticus (Nile tilapia) is the source of this 1030-nucleotide messenger RNA. RefSeq names its product monocyte chemotactic protein 1B. Gene Ontology annotation, cellular component: extracellular region. Gene Ontology annotation, molecular function: chemokine activity. Bases 165 to 464 code for a protein of 99 amino acids. Gene Ontology annotation, biological process: immune response. NCBI's taxonomy places the organism in Eukaryota, Metazoa, Chordata, Actinopteri, Cichliformes, Cichlidae. The transcript is spliced from 3 exons. The record is from RefSeq and is a predicted model, not a curated record.